GUUCUCAAAUGAAUUUUCAUGUGCUGAAUCCUUCAUUCUAUCUUCUUAUACUCUUGGUACAACAGUUCAAAUAAGGUUUUGGUUUGCAAUUUUAUCCAUUGAUCGUUGGUUUAUUGAUAUGUAAGCUUUUAAUAACUUAGAUUAACUACAUUUCUUGGUGACUGGUGUUCUGCAGGUAGGUAAACAUGAGUGAAGCUAAUCCUACUUCUGUACCAGUUGAUAUCGAUGAUGGGGAGAAUGCUUUUCCGGAACAACUUACUGCUACCCCACUUAGAAAAUAUGUGGUUAUGGUUGGCGAAAAGAAAAACAAUAAGUGGAUAUGUAGCUUUGGAUGCAGAGGUGAUCCAUACACAGGAACGUACUCACGCAUUCGAGCUCACUUUCUUGGUAGGAUUCCAGGAAUGAAAGCAGGUGGAAUAGCAGUAUGUUCAAAAGUGACUAAAAGUGAGCUAGAGAAAAUGAAGCAAGAAGAGGAUGGGGCCAAAAGAGUAUUCACACGUAAAGUUUCAUGUCCAGCAGUUCAAAUUCUACCUCCUACAAGUAAGAUUGGGGUCAUGAAAAAUGAUACAAAAAUCAUUAGUGACAUGUUUGACUUGGUAUCGAGGCAUGAUAUUGAUGGGUUGAUUGGAAGAUUCUUUUAUGGUUGUGGAAUCCCAUUUAAUGUAGCAAGGUCUCCAUUUUUCUAUGAAAUGGUACGAGGCUUAAUUGAAGGAUCAAAAGGAUACAAGCCUCCAAGUUCUGAAAAGUUAAGAACAAACUUGCUUGAUAAGGAGAGAUCCAAAGUUGAUCGUGCAUUGACGGGUAUUCGAGAUCAGUGGCCAACUUUUGGUGUUUUCAUUGUGUCGAAUGGCUGGAGUAAUGUGAAGAAUCAACCUUUGAUAAAUGUGUUGGCUGUUUCGGGGGGUAGAGCUGUAUUUCUCGAAGGCAUUGACUGUUCUGGAGAUGAAAAGACGGGAGUUUAUAUUGCUGAAAUCUUACUCAAAGCCAUUGACCAAGUUGGGAUCUAUAAUGUUGUUCAGGUGCUCACGGAUAAUGCUUCUGCUUGUAAGCGUGCUGGAGAAAUCAUAAUGGAGAGGCAUCCUCAUAUCUUUUGGUCAGGUUGCUUGGCUCAUACCUUAAGCCUUUUAAUGAAGGAUAUUGCAUCUUCUCAUUAUCCUUCUUUAAGGUUCAUUGGAUUUUUGUAUAAGAAAGCAAAAGGGAUUGUCAAGUACAUAAGAAAUCACAGCAUGGUUCUGCAUAUUUUCAGGAAAUUUUCUGCACUAGAUGUUAUUCAGGUUAAGAAGACAAGGUUUGGUCAUCAUUUUGUGGUGCUAGAACGUUUGUCCAAGUUAAAGAAUCACUUGAUUUCAAUGGUGUUAAGUGAUGAGUGGGAAAGUUUGAAGAAUGGUAAGUCUACUUCAAAUCUAAGUCAUGAUGAAGUGAAGAACACCAUUUUAGAUGCUGAUUUUUGGUUGAAGUUGAAGCUUGUUCUUAGUUUCACAAGACCUAUUUGGAAAAUGAUUAGCUUUUGCAAUUCUGACAAAGCUAUAGUUGGUGAAGUUUAUCCAAGAAUGGAAGACAUGGUCAACUUCAUUCAAUUGAGUUUGGUUGAUCGUGUGGAAGUGAAGGAUAUUGUAGAAUUUCUUGUUAUGGAGCGAUGGAGGAAGAUGAAUGUUCCAUUACAUUUGUUGGCUUACGUGCUUACUCCUUUCUAUUAUUCAAAGAAAUGGUUGAUGAGUUCUAGUCCAACGGGAGAUAAAAGAGCCAAGCCGCAUGCUGAUCCUGAAAUUCAGAAAAUUUAUCUUGAUGUAGUAGAUCGCAUAAUUGGAAAUUCAGUUGAGGCAACUAGAGCUCGUGUUCAACUAAGUGACUUUGUUUCCAACACAGGUAUCUUUGCUCGUCCACAAGCAAUAUGUGAUAGAGAUGUACUACCUGCUGUCCAAUGGUGGAAUUUACAUGGUGCAGCAGCUCCAGAGCUGUAUAGUUUGGCUGUGAGGGUGUUAUCUCAGAGUGUUAAUACCUCUUGUGCUGAAAGAGUUUGGAGCACAUACAGUUUUAUCCAUAGUGUGAAAAGGAAUAGGCUGAAUACUGAUCGUGCAGAAUCCUUGGUUUAUGUUCACUAUAAUAAUCGUUUGUUGACAAGAUACAGGGAGGAUUAUGAGAAAGAAUACAAGGAUUGGGAUUAUUAUGUUGAAGAUGAUAUGAUAAACUUUGACAUGCAACAAAUCGAGGAUAAAGACUUUUCCUCACAUGAUGAAGAUGAUGCUGCCAUUCCAAGUUCAAGCAUGCCAAAUCCACCUCAAGUUACUCGAGAAGAUGGGAGGCAGCCCAAAAGAAGUAGGAUUGCUUAGUGUUAAGCUUGGUUUGUCAUGCCAUAUUAUAUUUUGGCAACUGUAUUGCUUGCACAUAUAUUAACCUUUUGCUUUUGUAUAGCAAGCAAAUGUAAAUUGGUUGUGUAGAUGAAGGAACAUGCUAACCACUUCAUAUCGUGGCAUGACAAUUGACUUUUAUGUAUUUAGGAAAAUGCUUUUUAGCAUGUAAAUGUCCUUUGUAUUAGUAAUAUGAAGAAGUAGUGUUUAUAGGGAAUGAAAUUACUUCUCCUCA
Molecule: messenger RNA, 2583 nt
Organism: Linum trigynum
Lineage: Eukaryota; Viridiplantae; Streptophyta; Magnoliopsida; Malpighiales; Linaceae
Source: the annotation of a GenBank genome assembly